This is a messenger RNA of Python bivittatus (Burmese python), 1487 nucleotides long. RefSeq lists its product as uncharacterized. The record is from RefSeq and is a predicted model, not a curated record. Lineage: Eukaryota; Metazoa; Chordata; Lepidosauria; Squamata; Pythonidae.
GGAGGAGCCCGCGGGGAUUCCCUUUUUCUAGGCGGCUUUUACCCUGCGCGCGCCCUCCGCAUUUGUUUCCUGGCUCGGAGCGGGGUGCAGCUGUUCUGAAGCUGGAUCUGGUUAGCAUUGACAAAGAACAAACAGUAAAUUGAGAUCUCAACAUCAUCCGGGAUAUUCUUGUAUCAUACUUUGGAAGAAGCCCCAGGUGAAGGAAUUUGAAAAAUGGGGAGGCCCAGGAAAACGUCAGACAACGUUGCAUCUCCACGACCUGCUGCUACAGCACCGAAAGCAGGUCCGGGAGCUCCUCAGUCAUCUGCCUCCUCCAGGGCAAUCCCUGCAGCCAGUGCAGACCCAACGGGUUGUGCUGCUAAGAGUGGAAGUGGCAGAGGAUCAUGCCCAGAGAAGGUAGCCUGUGCCACAAAGCCCAGAGGAGCAAGGCAGACUGGCCAGUCGAGGUCUGCAGUGGCCUACGAUGGCGAACAAGCAGAUGCAAGGAACAGCGGCGGUAGGCCAGCAGCCAAGAGUUCCACCGCAUCGGUGGGAGUGAAGUCUUCUACGUCUGCUGGCCCUUCACGGGCUGCGAGCAAAACCCCAGGCAAAGCGAGGGGCCUGCCUGCGUCCCUUCCCCCUGAAAAGGUGGCUGAGGUCGAGAGGGAAACACGGGGUCAGCGGACAAACCCCGAAUGGCACAAGUGGCGGGAGAACCGCAUCACGGCCUCCAUCGCUCCCAAGAUCUCCAACAGCAAGUUUGCAAACGGCCGGACCUCGGAAGUGCCUCAGUCGUACCUGAAGGCUGUGGUGGAACCGGGCUCUGCGGUACAGACCCCUGCCAUGUCUUGGGGUGUCCGCAAUGAGAAGAAGGCAGUGCAAGCCUAUGAAAUGCUCAAGUCUAGCACAGCAAGCAAGGCGGUGAAGGUGAAGGAUUGUGGCCUCUUCGUGGACAAAGAAAAGUCGUGGCUGGCUGCCAGCCCCGAUGGCAUUGUCCGAGAAGCGGACACUGGCAAGGAGCUUGGUGUCUUGGAGGUCAAGUGUCCCUAUAAACACAGAAAUAAGACAGUGACCGAAGCGUGCAAAGACAAAACUUUCUGCCUGGAAAAGGAGGGUAGUUCCUACUCACUGAAGAAAAACCAUCCGUACUACACCCAAGUUCAGUGCCAGAUGGAAGUCACUGGCCUAAAGAAAGCCGAUUUUGUUGUUCACACCAACAAAGAAACAGCAGUCGCCCCGGUGGAUUUUGAUCCUGUUUUUUGGGAGAAGACAGAACGCAAGCUGGAGAAAUUCUACACAGAUGCUGUGGUCCCUUAUCUGGAUGAGAAGAGCAGAUCUGCAGCCUGGGCCAAUGAAGAAUGAAGCUGGGGAGUUUCUAACGUUCUUUCUUCAGAGAUGGGCCUUCAACAGGUUACCUGUCCUUCUUUACGGUUUCUUCUCCAAGAGGACAGAAGGAGCUGUUGCCUUUGCAUCUGAACACGGCUUUGUAAAUAGAGUAGCCUAGUAGU